UUAUGUGAUUGGGAAGGUGUCAAAUGUGGCCGUCGACAUGAACGAGUCACUGUUAUAGACCUCACCUCCAGAGGUCUAGCGGGUUCUUUGUCUCCUUAUAUCGGAAACCUCAGUUUUCUCCGGGAGCUUAGCCUCUUUAACAACACUUUCACAGUAGUGAUUCCAACUGAACUCGGUAAUCUUUUUAGGUUACAGACACUGGAUCUGGGUGUUAACGGUUUUGAAGGGAAAAUUCCACCAAGCCUAUCUCGUUGCUCCAAUCUUAGGGACCUUAGUGUAGGCAACAACAAGCUAGUCGGAGAGUUCCCAAAAGAACUUGCUUAUUCAAUGCCAAAACUUGUUACACUCAAUAUUAGCAAGAACAAUUUGACAGGAGGGAUUCCUCCGUUGAUUGGGAAUCUUACUUCUCUGGCAGACUUGAGAGCCUCUUACAAUCCGUUCGGAGGAAGUAUUCCAGAUGCUUUGGGUCAAUUGAAAAACCUAAACUUUCUUGGACUGGGUGUAACUCAAAUUUCAGGUACCAUCCCUCCUUCCUUAUACAACCUAUCGUUGCUACAAAUAUUGUCGGUGCCUUCUAAUUAUCGACUUCGGGGUAGUCUUCCACUGAAAUUCGGCCUCAUGUUCCCUCACCUUCAGGUCCUUCAGCUAUACGAAAACCAAUUUAAUGGUCCAAUACCGCUUUCAAUAUCCAACUCUUCGGAGUUGGAAGAACUGGAACUGAAUGAUAACAAUUUCAAUGGAAAAGUAAGAAUCGAUUUUAGAAACUUGCAAAAUCUCUAUUUUAUAAAUCUAGGUGAUAACAAUUUUGAGACCAAGGGAUCUGAUGGUCUUGCCUUUCUUAGUUCUUUGACCAAUUGUAGCAACUUGGGAGAGGUAAUGUUGGAGAAUGGCCAAUUCGGAGGGGUAUUACCGGACUCUGUGGGCAAUCUAUCAACCUCUGUCUCUUACUUGGCGCUAGAUAUAAAUCAAUUAUACGGAUCUACUCCUUCAACAAUAGGAAACCUCGUGAAUCUUGAAGUCUUAGGUCUGAAUGACAACCUAUUCAUAGGCCCGAUUCCCAGUAGCAUAGGUUAUCUGCAUAAGUUGCAAAUAUUGGCAUUUUCAAACAAUAAAAUCUCAGGUGAAAUUCCAAUGUCGAUUGGAAACUUGUCAAUGAUGAAUAAACUUUACUUGGAGAAAAACAAACGAGAGGGAGCCAUACCAUCGAGUCUUGGGGACUGUCGUCAUUUGUUAGAGAUACUACUAAAUGAAAAUAACCUUAAUGGGAGCAUUCCAAGACAACUUUUGAUGGUCUCUUCUCUACCAAUUGCGUUGGAUCUCUCUCGCAACCGUUUGUCUGGAUCCUUGGCACUUGAAGUUGAAAACCUCAAAAAUUUAGCAAAAAUUGAUAUCUCUGAGAAUGGUUUGUCUGGUGAAAUUCCUGGGACUCUUGGUAGUUGCAGUAGCCUUGAAAACCUAGAUCUACAUCGAAAUUUCUUUCAAGGAUCUAUUCCUUCCUGA
This is a messenger RNA of Rhododendron vialii, 1500 nucleotides long. RefSeq names its product putative receptor-like protein kinase At3g47110. The transcript has 2 exons. Bases 328 to 1500 code for a protein of 390 amino acids. NCBI's taxonomy places the organism in Eukaryota, Viridiplantae, Streptophyta, Magnoliopsida, Ericales, Ericaceae. The record is from RefSeq and is a predicted model, not a curated record. Gene Ontology annotation, molecular function: protein binding.